This is a messenger RNA of Corticium candelabrum, 5571 nucleotides long. Its product is annotated as neurogenic locus notch homolog protein 1-like. NCBI's taxonomy places the organism in Eukaryota, Metazoa, Porifera, Homoscleromorpha, Homosclerophorida, Plakinidae. The transcript has 6 exons. The coding region runs from base 105 to 5492 and encodes 1795 amino acids. Gene Ontology annotation, biological process: cell communication; Notch signaling pathway. Gene Ontology annotation, molecular function: Notch binding; calcium ion binding. Gene Ontology annotation, cellular component: membrane. The record is from RefSeq and is a predicted model, not a curated record.
GUUGAGCAUUGCAGCCUCUCUGCUUGUUGCAAAGUGUGAGAUCGAGUUGGUGGAUUGCAUGUUGGCGCAUUCUGGUGGUCGGUGAAGGAGAGAGUCUGAGAGAGAUGGAAGGUGGAACGGUUUGUCGUGUGGUGGAGAAGUACUGCUGUGUGUAUGUGUGCCUGCUGAUGUCUGCUGCACUGGUGUGCGCAGUGGCGGACUCAAGAUCAACACUCCAGUUGCAGCUUAUCACCUACAGCACCUCACUGCAUCAGCUGUCCAACGGUUCUUGCUGCAAUGCUUCAGAAAUCAGUCCCAACUGCGAGACCUCAUGCACAACCUACUUGUCGAUUUGCCAUCGAACGUUUAACUCCUCGUUUGUCAACGUCUCUUCGUGUCUGUCCGUCAUACGCACACGCACAUUCACAAUCACAGCCGUGGGAAAUGAGACAGUGAGACGACAUGAGUUUACAAUGGCAAACAAUGAGAAGGAAGUUAGGAAUCCCGUCGACAUUGCGACAGCGGGAGAAUGGCCGGGAACAUUCGGUUUGACCAUCGAAGUAUACACCACCUCUACACAACUCAUCACAGAGCUCAACAGUCACGAUGAAGCAUUCGCUCCCAUCUCCAACUCAUACAGCAACUUGACUCUCAGUGACUUACACGGUCGACAACUGGACAUAAGAUGGAAGGUCGCGUGUGCUGUAGACUAUUAUGGUGAUGAUUGUUCGGUUUAUUGUUCGCCAAGAAAUGACAGUGAAGGUCACUAUAUGUGCAACGGUAAUGGGACUGUGGAGUGCCUUGAUGGAUGGGCAAUGCCAGACACAAAUUGCACUAUUCAGUUGGCAGAUAUAAACGAGUGUGACUCUCUUCCGUGUCAGCAUGGCGCCGACUGCACUGAUCUCCUGGACGGCUAUUCCUGCUAUUGCCUCAAAGGCUACUCUGGCGUCGACUGUGAGACUGAUGUAGACGAGUGUGCAUCUCAACCCUGCACCAAUAACGGCACGUGUACUCACGUCAUUGAUAUCUACAACUGCCAUUGUCCCUCGGGAUUUACGGGCGCUAAUUGCGAAUUUGAUAUCAACGUGUGCAAUUCUAGUCUAUGCUCGGUGUACGGCGCAUGCGUCUACUUGCCGAAUGGAUAUCGAUGCGACUGCGAUCCCGGAUGGGCAGGAGUUUAUUGCAACGAGACGGACUAUUGUGGUCCCAGUCCAUGCGCAAAUGGAUCAACAUGCAUCAAUCAGAUCAACGGGUUUAUGUGCGUUUGUAGUCCUGGAUAUACGGGUGCUAAAUGCACCGUUGAUAUCAAUGAGUGUUUCUCAUUUCCAUGCCAGAAUGGAGCGAAAUGUAUCGACGGUAUCAACUCGUAUUCGUGUGAUUGUAUUCACGGAUUUACAGGACCCAGUUGUGGAGUUAAUAUCAACGAGUGUUUCUCAUUUCCAUGUCAGAAUGGAGCGAAAUGUAUCGACGGUAUCGACUCGUAUUCAUGCGAUUGUAUUCACGGGUUUACAGGAUCCAGUUGUGGGACUGAUAUCAAUGAGUGCCACGCCCACUUAUGUUCUAUCAACGGCUCGUGUGUCGACGAAGUGGGGAGAUACAGAUGCGAAUGCGAUCGCGGAUACAGAGGGGCGUACUGCAACGAGACGGACAAAUGCCAUCCGAAUCCGUGCACAAACGGUGGACAGUGUGUCGACGAGGUCGACGCCUACUUCUGUCUCUGUCCCCCGGGAUUCGAGGACUUUAACUGUUCGACGAAUGUAGACGAUUGUGUGGACAAUCUGUGUUUGAAUUCAAGUGUCUGUCGUGAUGGCAUUCGUGAGUACACGUGCGUAUGCUCGUUGGGAACGACGGGUCGUUUCUGUAACGAAACGGCCGAGUGUGUGAUUGAUCCAUGUGUGAGUAACGGGACGUGCGUCGUCAUGGGAAAUUUGUCAGUUUGUCUGUGUCCGAAUGGAUUUACAGGAGUCACAUGUUCAGUUGAUAUUAAUGAUUGUUUGCAACACGAAUGUUCAAACGGCAGCACGUGUGUUGAUGGUAUUGCUUCCUAUGAUUGUCUGUGUCGGGAAGGAUUUACAGGAGUCACGUGUUCUAUUGAUAUCAACGAUUGUUUGCAACACGAAUGUUCAAACGGCAGCACGUGUGUUGAUGGUAUUGCUUCAUAUGAUUGUCUGUGUAAGGAAGGAUUUACAGGAGUCACAUGUUCUAUUGAUAUCAAUGAUUGUUUGCAACAUGAAUGUUCAAACGGCAGCACAUGUGUUGAUGGGAUUGCUUCGUAUGAUUGUCUGUGUCGGGAAGGAUUUACAGGAGUCACGUGUUCUAUUGAUAUCAAUGAUUGUUUGCAACAUGAAUGUUCAAAUGGCAGCACGUGUGUUGAUGGGAUUGCUUCGUACGAUUGUCUGUGUCGGGAAGGAUUUACAGGAGUCACGUGUUCUAUUGAUAUCAAUGAUUGUUUGCAACAUGAAUGUUCAAAUGGCAGCACGUGUGUUGAUGGGAUUGCUUCGUAUGAUUGUCUGUGUCAGGAAGGAUUUACAGGAGUCACGUGUUCUAUUGAUAUCAAUGAUUGUUUGCAACAUGAAUGUUCAAAUGGCAGCACAUGUGUUGAUGGGAUUGCUUCGUAUGAUUGUCUGUGUCGGGAAGGAUUUACAGGAGUCACGUGUUCUAUUGAUAUCAAUGAUUGUUUGCAACAUGAAUGUUCAAAUGGCAGCACGUGUGUUGAUGGGAUUGCUUCGUAUGAUUGUCUGUGUCGGGAAGGAUUUACAGGAGUCACGUGUUCUAUUGAUAUCAAUGAUUGUUUGCAACAUGAAUGUUCAAAUGGCAGCACAUGUGUUGAUGGGAUUGCUUCAUAUGAUUGUCUGUGCCGGGAAGGAUUUACAGGAGUCACGUGUUCUAUUGAUAUCAAUGAUUGUUUGCAACAUGAAUGUUCAAACGGCAGCACGUGUGUUGAUGGGAUUGCUUCGUAUGAUUGUCUCUGUCGGGAAGGAUUUAUGGGAGUCACGUGUUCUAUUGAUAUCAAUGAUUGUGAUUCAAAUCCGUGUGUCAAUGGUUCUUGCAUUGAUGGUGUCAAUGGAUUUAAUUGCAUAUGUAACAAUGGGUUUACUGGUGAUAUAUGCAAUGUUGAUAUUAAUGAGUGUGCAUUAUCACCAUGCAUCAAUGGCUCUUGCAUUGAUGGUAUCAAUGGAUUCAACUGUAUGUGUGACGAUGGAUUUACUGGUGAUACUUGCAGUGUUGAUAUUAAUGAAUGUGCAUCAUCACCAUGUAUCAAUGGUUUGUGUCUCGAUGGUGUCGAUCAAUUUAGUUGCAUAUGUGAGGAUGGGUUUACUGGUGAUAUAUGCAAUGUUGAUAUUAAUGAGUGUAUUCCAUCACCAUGCAUUAAUGGUUCAUGCCUUGAUGGUAUCAAUCGCUUCAAUUGUAUGUGUGACAAUGGAUUUACUGGUGAUAUAUGCAAUGUUGAUAUUAAUGAGUGUGCAUUAUCACCAUGCAUCAAUGGCUCUUGCAUUGAUGGUAUCAAUGGAUUCAACUGUAUGUGUGACGAUGGAUUUACUGGUGAUACUUGCAGUGUUGAUAUUAACGAGUGUGUUUCAUCACCAUGUAUCAAUGGUUCUUGUCUCGAUGGCAUCAAUUAUUUCAAUUGCUCAUGUGACGAUGGGUUUACUGGUGAUAGGUGCGGUGUUGAUAUUAAUGAGUGUGCUUCAUCACCAUGCAUCAAUGGUUCAUGCCUCGACUGUAUCAAUGGAUUUAAUUGUGUGUGUGACGAUGGAUUUACUGAUGAUACAUGCAGUGUUGAUAUUAACGAGUGUGUGUCAUCACCAUGCACUAAUGGUUUAUGUGUUGAUGAUAUCAAUGGGUUCAACUGUAUGUGUGAUGAUGGGUUUACUGGUGAUACAUGCAGUAUUGAUAUCAAUGAGUGUGCAUCAUUACCAUGCAUCAAUGGAUCAUGCAUUGACAACAUCGAUUACUUCAACUGUAUAUGUGACGAGGGACUUACUGGUGACACGUGUAAUAUUGAUAUCAAUGAGUGCGCAUUAUCACCAUGCAUCAAUGGUUCAUGCAUUGACGGCAUCAAUCGCUUCAACUGUAUAUGUGACGAAGGAUUUACUGGUGACACGUGUAGUAUUGAUAUCAAUCAGUGUGCAUCAUCACCGUGUCUGAACGACGGCACAUGCUUUGACAUGCUUGACGGCUGGACAUGCUAUUGCAUUGCCGGAACAACAGGAGAGACAUGCGAAACAAAUGUAGAUGAAUGCGAGACAAACGGCUGCCAUUCGGUCGGUACACUUGAAUGUGUGGACGAACUCGAUGCAUACAGAUGCGUUUGUUAUCCGGGUUAUACGGGGACUCACUGCCACACAGACGUACUCGAGUGUGCAUCACGUCCAUGCUUGAACGGUGGGCAUUGCAUCGAUGACGUCAAUCAAUAUAAAUGCGCAUGCGCACGCGGAUAUACGGGAAUUCAUUGUGAGAUGGAUAUCAACGAGUGUCUGUCUAAUCCUUGUCCUGUUGAUGCUACGUGCUUCAACGGACCAUCGGUUGAUAUGUACAGCUGCUAUUGCCCGGAUAAUCUCACAGGCCAGCACUGCAAUCAAUCGGCCGACAAAAGCAGAAAGUGCAUUGAUAUCAAUCCGUGUGGAAAUGGGUCAAUGUGUGUGGCUCACAAUGACACCAUUACGUGUCUAUGCCCGGACGGUGUGGCUAGAGCUCGUUGUGACAUCACCACAGGUUGUGCGUCCAAUCCGUGCAGCAGCAAUGCCACUUGUCAUCAGAGAUUUGAUCAGAUUUAUUGCGCAUGCGCAAACGGAUAUACUGGUGUUUACUGUGAGUCGUACGUUGACUACUGCGGGUCUGUGAUUUGCACCAAUGGAGGCACCUGCGUUGGACACGCCCCCGCAUUUGAAUGCAUCUGUAGAGUUGGAUACACUGGACGUCUGUGUGAGACAGCAGUAGACGAUGUGUGUGCGUCUAGUCCGUGUGUGUUGAAUGCCACGUGUUAUGCACAUGCACACAAUGGGACGUACACUUGCAUGUGUCUGGCAGGUUUUGGUGGGAUUGAUUGUGACGUACGUGUGAGUGUCAGUGAGGCGUGUGGUGGUGAUCAUUUGUGUUCGAACGAUUCGGAGUGUGUCGUGCGGGAAGGAGGUUACGUCUGUGUGUGUUCGGAGUGUCUGACUGGGAAGUACUGUAAUGUGACUGAUGAGGGUUGCGUCAAUGGGACUUUGUCAGUUGGACCAGUGACUGAAGUCCACCCAACCAUAUCAGAACGCAACGAAACCAUCUCUGAGGGUUUAUCAUUGAGCAGUGAAGAAACAGCAGGAAUUGCUCUAGGUGCUCUAGGCGGUUUACUAUUGGUCACAGCAAUUGUCGCUGCAUUCAUCAGACAUCGACAGUCCAAGCGUAGAAUGAUGCGCAUUGAACCGGAACGACACUCAACAAGCACACCAGAGAUCGUCAAGACAGAAACUCAUCCCGUCAACGACGUGAACAGGAACGAAAAUGCCACUGCCAUCCUAACUAAUUAAAUGUAUUAAUUAUUUAUUUAUAAGUAUUUGGAAUGUAUGCAUUGUGAAGGAAAUUGCGGAUUUUGGGACUUUUUUUAAC